Messenger RNA from Chanos chanos (milkfish), 1560 nucleotides. It is a transcript of the gene gabrb2a, whose product is annotated as gamma-aminobutyric acid type A receptor subunit beta2a. Gene Ontology annotation, molecular function: extracellular ligand-gated monoatomic ion channel activity; GABA-A receptor activity. Bases 1 to 1560 code for a protein of 519 amino acids. The record is from RefSeq and is a predicted model, not a curated record. Gene Ontology annotation, cellular component: membrane. Gene Ontology annotation, biological process: monoatomic ion transmembrane transport. The transcript is spliced from 10 exons. Lineage: Eukaryota; Metazoa; Chordata; Actinopteri; Gonorynchiformes; Chanidae.
AUGGAGAGAAUUAAGAAAACCCAAUCUGUCUUCUUCAUGUGUCCUUUAAUUAUGACUGCAGUCUGUGCGCAAAGUUCAAGAGACCCCAGUAAUAUGCCAGUAGUGAAAGAAACGGUGGACAGAUUGAUGAAAGGAUACGACAUUCGGUUGAGGCCAGAUUUUGGAGGGGCUCCGGUAGCGGUGGGAAUGAAUAUAGACAUAGCCAGCAUUGACAUGGUAUCCGAAGUAAACAUGGAUUACACAUUGACAAUGUAUUUCCAGCAAGCUUGGCGAGACAAACGUCUCUCGUACUCUGAGAUUCCUCUGAAUCUCACUCUGGAUAACCGCGUGGCUGACCAGCUCUGGGUGCCCGAUACCUAUUUCCUGAACGAUAAGAAGUCCUUUGUGCAUGGCGUCACGGUCAAGAACCGAAUGAUCCGCCUGCAUCCCGAUGGAACUGUGCUGUAUGGAUUAAGGAUCACCACCACUGCAGCCUGUAUGAUGGACCUGAGGCGUUACCCUCUGGACGAACAGAACUGCACCUUGGAAAUAGAGAGCUACGGCUACACCACAGACGAUAUUGAAUUUUACUGGCGAGGUGGAGAUGGAGCUGUAUCUGGAGUGGAAAGGAUAGAACUGCCUCAGUUCUCCAUCGUAGACUACAAGCUCAUCUCCAAGAACGUAGUUUUCUCCACAGGUUCCUACCCCCGUUUGUCCCUGAGCUUCAAGCUGAAGAGGAACAUUGGCUACUUCAUCUUGCAGACCUACAUGCCGUCCAUCUUGAUCACCAUCCUUUCAUGGGUUUCCUUCUGGAUCAAUUACGAUGCCUCUGCCGCCCGUGUGGCUUUAGGUAUUACCACUGUGCUGACCAUGACCACAAUCAACACACAUUUGCGAGAGACUUUACCCAAGAUCCCCUAUGUUAAGGCCAUAGACAUGUACCUGAUGGGCUGCUUCGUUUUUGUGUUCCUGGCCCUGCUGGAGUACGCUUUUGUCAACUAUAUCUUCUUUGGGAGGGGCCCACAGCGACAGAAGAAGGCAGCAGAGAAAGCUGCCACCGCCAACAAUGAGAAACUGAGGCCUGAUCCUAACAAGUGGUUGGUGGGAAAUGUAGUUCAGAGAGACGAUGCUCUGUAUGCAAGAAUGAAACAGAGGGAAAUUGACGCGUAUGACUCGAUGUGGGAUCCGAUCUUUGCGGAGGAUGCGGCAUUAGGACUAGGCGAGCAAAGAAUUAAGAUGAAUCCCGACGACAUCCGGCUGACGACCGUAGAGAUGAAAAAUGAGAUGGGACCGUCUGAUCUGUCGCGGGGUCUGGGAGACCCCCGCAGCACCAUGUUGGCCUAUGACAGCUCCACCCUGCAGUAUCGCCGGGCAGCCAUGGCCAGGCAGAACUAUGGCCACAGUGCCCUGGAACGUCACGCCACCCAGAAGAAAAGUCGACUCCGGAGACGGGCGUCCCAGCUCAAAGUCAACAUCCCCGACCUGUCCGACGUUAACUCUAUCGACAAAUGGUCGAGGAUGAUCUUCCCCACGGUCUUUUCCUUCUUUAACGUAGUUUACUGGCUCUACUACGUCCAUUAA